Molecule: messenger RNA, 681 nt
Organism: Caenorhabditis bovis
Lineage: Eukaryota; Metazoa; Nematoda; Chromadorea; Rhabditida; Rhabditidae
Source: the annotation of a GenBank genome assembly
AUGAACACGCCGUCAGUCCAACUUCAAUCAAUCCGAAAAAAGUAUCUCAAUGAGAAAGAGCCGUAUCUUCUCGAGGACAAACUCCCAACAACGAAUCCUUUUGAACUUUUUGACAUUUGGUUCAAGGAUAUUGCGUCGCAAUCGGAUUUAACAUUUGAGGAGAUCAAUGCUGUCGCUGUCUCAACCGUCGGAUCUGACAUGCGUCCUUCCAGCCGAAUGGUUCUGCUUAAAGCCUAUUCCGAAAAUGGCUUCUCAUUCUACACGAAUUAUAAGAGCCGCAAAGGUCAGGAGAUCGAAGCCAACCCAAAUGUUGCAAUGCUGUUUUACUGGCCGAAAGUUAGCAGGCAGGUGAGAAUUGAAGGAGAAGUCGAGAAGCUUCCAGACGAAUUGGCCGUCGAGUAUUGGAACUCGAGGCCUGUCGCCAGCCGCAUCGGCUCAAAAGCCAGUGAGCAGUCGCAAGUAGUAAAAAGCCGCGAUGAGCUGGAAUCUAAGAAGCGCGAGCUCACAGAGCUAGCCGAGCGCGAAGGAGAGCAAUCAAUCACCAAACCCGAAAAUUGGGGCGGUUUGAAUCUGAAGCCACGCUACUUUGAAUUCUGGCAAGGUCAAUCUGAUCGCCUUCACGAUCGAAUCGUGUUCGAGCGCGACGUCGAUGUGUGGCUUAUGAAGCGAUUGUCUCCGUAA